Molecule: messenger RNA, 4401 nt
Organism: Gymnogyps californianus (California condor)
Lineage: Eukaryota; Metazoa; Chordata; Aves; Accipitriformes; Cathartidae
Gene: PRDM16
Product: PR/SET domain 16
Exons: 18
Coding region: 1-3858 (1285 amino acids)
Cellular component (GO): nucleus
Molecular function (GO): histone H3K9 methyltransferase activity; protein binding
Source: RefSeq, a predicted model, not a curated record
AUGACGGGCCUGCAAUUAGCUUCCAUCUCAUCCUUCAAUAGCACUGAAUAUUGUGCAACCAGUAUGAAUAUUCUUACCUCAGUUCUACCUGAGUUCUGUGACAGCGAGAUUGUAAAUAAUAUGUACGAGACCGACCCUGAUCUCCUUGCUGGCGAAAGUGCAGAGGAGGAAACAGAGGACAGUAUUAUGUCCCCCAUUCCUGUCGGACCUCCAUCACCCUUUCCCACCAGUGAGGACUUCACUCCCAAGGAGGGCUCACCUUAUGAAGCUCCCGUCUACAUUCCUGAUGACAUUCCAAUCCCACCAGAUUUUGAACUCAGAGAAUCUUCGAUUCCAGGGGCAGGGCUAGGGAUUUGGGCCAAAAAGAAGAUUGAAGUUGGGGAAAGAUUUGGACCCUAUAUGACAGUACAAAGGAGCACAUUAAAGGAAACAAACUUUGGAUGGGAGCAAAUACUGACUGAUCCCGAGGUGACCUCCCAAGAGGGCAAUAUCAAAAAGCAGAUUGCCGAUGACCUGGGAAAUGAGAAAUUCUGUAUUGAUGCUAGCCAGAGUGGAGCUGGGAACUGGCUGAAGUACAUCCGCGUGGCCUGUUCCUGUGAUGAACAGAAUCUAGCCGUGUGUCACGUUAACGACCAGAUCUAUUAUAAAGUUAUUAAAGAAAUUGAGCCAGGAGAAGAGCUCUUGGUGUAUUUGAAGGAAGGUGGUUAUUCACUUGGGAACAUGGCGCCCAGCAUGGAAGAAGAGCACACGUUUCGCUGCGAGGACUGUGAUGAACUUUUUCAGUCAAAGCUCGACCUGCGGCGACACAAGAAGUACGCCUGCAACGCUGUCAGCUCCCUGUACGAGACCCUGAAUGACGAGAUCAAGCAAGAAGGUCUUGGAGAUGGACAGGUCUAUGAGUGCAAAGACUGUGAGAGGAUGUUCCCCAAUAAAUACAGCCUGGAGCAGCACAUGGUAAUCCACACCGAGGAGAGGGAGUACAAGUGCGACCAGUGUCCCAAGGCUUUCAACUGGAAAUCCAACCUGAUUCGUCACCAAAUGUCUCACGACAGUGGGAAACGGUUUGAAUGUGAAAACUGUGUUAAGGUGUUUACCGACCCCAGCAACCUCCAGCGGCACAUCCGUUCCCAGCACGUUGGCGCGCGGGCCCAUGCCUGCCCGGACUGCGGCAAAACCUUUGCCACCUCGUCUGGCCUCAAACAACACAAGCACAUUCACAGUACUGUCAAACCUUUCAUAUGUGAGGUCUGUCACAAAUCCUACACGCAGUUCUCCAACCUCUGCCGUCACAAGCGGAUGCACGCGGACUGUCGCACCCAGAUCAAAUGCAAGGACUGCGGCCAGAUGUUCAGCACUACCUCCUCCCUCAACAAACACCGGCGCUUCUGCGAGGGCAAGAACCAUUACAACCCAGGGGGGAUUUUUGCCCCUGGCCUACCCCUAACGCCCACUUCCAUGAUGGACAAAUCCAAGCCCUCUCCCAACCUCAACCAUGCCAGCCUGGGAUUCAAUGAUUAUUUUCCAUCCCGCCCGCACCCGGGGGGUCUUCCGUUCUCGCCUGCCCCCCCAGCCUUUCCUGCCCUCACUCCGGGAUUCCCAGGGAUUUUCCCACCGUCUCUAUACCCCAGACCCCCCUUGUUACCACCCACCCAACUGCUCAAAAGUCCCCUCAACCACACUCAAGACGCAAAGCUUCCAAGCCCCCUUGGGAACCCAGCGCUUCCUCUGAUCUCUGCAGUGAGCAACAGCAACCAGGCCGCUUCAGGAGAGGAGAAAUGCGAAAGCAGCCUGGAGAGCUCCUACCUGGAGAAGCUAAAAGCCAGGAACAGUGACAUGUCCGAUGGCAGUGACUUUGAGGAUGUCAAUACAACCACAGGCACAGAUCUGGACACCACUACUGGCACCGGUUCCGACCUGGACAGUGAUGCGGAGAGUGACAGGGACAAAACAAAAGAUAAGAGCAAGCAAAUUGAGAGCAAGCCAGAUUUUGUCGGCAGCUCUGUGUCUGCAAGUUCCACCAACAACACGAGUGAGAUCCCUCUCUUCUAUUCUCAGCAUUCCUUCUUUCCUCCCCCCGAAGAGCACCUGCUGCCCGCCGCGGGAGCAGCUAAUGACUCUAUUAAAGCCAUCGCCUCCAUCGCAGAGAAAUAUUUUGGGCCUGGCUUUAUGGGGAUGCAGGAGAAAAAGAUGGGUUCGCUCCCGUAUCAUUCCAUGUUCCCUUUUCAGUUCCUCCCCAAUUUCCCCCAUUCACUCUACCCUUUUACGGAGCGGACCCUCAAUCACAACUUGCUGGUCAAGGCAGAACCAAAGUCACCCAGGGACCUCCACAAAGUAGGCAGCACCAGCUCAGAGUCACCCUUCGAUCUCACCACAAAGCCAAAAGAGAUUAAGCCAAUCUUGCCGCCACCUAAGGUCCUGCCAGCCCCAUCCUCAGGGGAAGAACAGCCACUGGAUCUGAGCAUUGGCAACCGCAUCCGAGCCAGUCAGAACGGCGGAAGAGAGCCACGGAAAAACCACAUUUAUGGGGAAAGGAAGCUAAUGGCAAGUGAAGUCUUACCCAAGAUUUCCCAGUCUCAACUGCCUCAGCAGCCAUCCCUGCAUUACGCUAAGCCAUCACCCUUUUUCAUGGACCCCAUAUACAGGGUGGAGAAGCGGAAGGUGACAGACCCUGUGGGUGCCCUAAAGGAGAAGUACCUGCGACCCUCCCCGCUGCUUUUUCACCCCCAGAUGUCAGCCAUAGAAACGAUGACAGAGAAACUGGAGAGUUUUGCAGCCAUGAAGGCAGACACUGGCACUUCCCUGCAGCCCCUUCCCCAUCACCCGUUCAACUUCCGAUCUCCACCACCCACGCUAUCCGAUCCCAUCCUGCGCAAGGGCAAGGAGCGUUACACCUGCAGGUACUGUGGCAAGAUCUUCCCACGCUCAGCAAAUCUGACAAGGCACCUGCGGACACACACUGGAGAGCAGCCCUACAGGUGUAAAUACUGUGACAGGUCAUUCAGCAUUUCCUCCAACCUCCAGCGGCACGUUCGAAACAUCCAUAACAAGGAGAAGCCAUUCAAAUGUCACCUGUGUAACCGAUGCUUUGGGCAGCAGACCAACUUGGACCGACAUCUUAAGAAACAUGAACACGAGAAUGUGCCAGUGAGCCAGCACUCCGGAGUCAUUACAAACCACCUUGGGACCAGUGCCUCUUCCCCAAACUCGGAAUCAGACAACCAUGCACUUUUAGAUGAAAAAGAGGAUUCGUAUUUCUCUGAAAUCAGAAAUUUUAUUGCAAAUAGCGAGAUGAAUCAAGCAUCGACUUUAGCAGAUAAAAGGCCAGAAAUCCAGGAUAUUGAUGGCAAUUCCCAGUGUCAUGGAUUAGCAAAUGAGAAAACAGAUGUGGAUGACGAAGACGAAGAACUGGAAGAGGAAGAUGACGACAGCCUGACAGGGAAGUCACAGGAUGAAACGGUAUCGCCCACCGCAGAGCCCCGAGGAGCCUUUGAGGAUGAAGAAGACGAAGAGCCCGCAUCUCUCACCAUGAGCUUUGACCACACCCGAAGGUGUAUUGAGGAGGACGAAGCCGGCUUGUUAGAUUUGGAGCAGAUGCCGAAUUUUGGGAAGGGGCUGGAUCUUCGCAAAGCAGCCGAGGAAGCAUUUGAAGUUAAAGAUGUGUUUAAUUCCACCUUAGACUCUGAGACAAUAAAACAGACUCUGUACAGGCAGGCUAAAAACCAGGCUUAUGCAAUGAUGCUGUCCCUGUCUGAGAACGCUCCCCUCCACACGUCCUCCCAGAACUCUCUGGGUGCUUGGUUGGACAUGGCAGGAGCAGCUUCAGAGUCGGGGGCCUUUAACCCCAUCAACCACCUCUGAGAGGUCCACAAGGCACUGGCCAGAGUCCCAGCGAGGAGGCGGUGGUGCCGCAAUUAUCCUAGCAAAAAUCCUAGCAAGCAGAAGAUGGAUGAGAGGGCCUCAGGGAGUCGUCUGGACUUUCGGCUGAGAAGGAAACCUGUCGCAUCCGACCUACAAGUCCUGCGUUUUUAUCUAUCCGGAGUUUUCAUUUCUAACUUAUCAGAGUGAACCUCUCCAAAACUGGAUAACCCUGAUGCAGCCCUAGGAUUUCACAGUCUAUAGGAAUAGCAUGAGCAAGACACGAAUUGCAACGGUGCAAUCAAAUAUUGGCCCCUCUAAUGUUACAAAACAGUAUCACUGAGCCAGUAAAGCCGGCGUGUAAAUGAAAGCUUGAAACCAUUCGGUAGCAUUUCCUUUCGGUUCAGCUGAAUAGUGAAGUAAUAAGGAAAGAGAGCCAGACGUGACCUAUCCCUGGUGCAAUUCUGACCUAGUCACUGGAGUUAUACCAGGGAAGGGUAAAUUCAAGCCAUUUAAUUGACCCCCAAAAGAAUUUGAAAUUCUCUG